AUGCCUGGGGAGCUGUCCUCUCGUGCCGACGAGCUCAAGCAACAAGGCGUUGCUGAGGCCGCUCGUGAUCCAGACACCAACGUCACUUCGGAGGAUGCCGAAAAGGCAAUAGUAAACGAGACCAGGAAGGCUGGUGGUGCAGCCUAUCAAUUCGAUCCCGAUGCUUCACCAGAAGAGAAGGCUGCCCAAGCUCAAUCGCGUCUCCCUCCAGGAUUCCACCACGAGAAAAAACCACAGGCCGUAGGCGUCGUAACUGACAUUAAUGAUAACACUCCAGACCAAUAUGAUCUUCCCCCACCCAGCAAAGCCGGUGCUGUGACCCCUCCAAAGACCGCCGCCAACGGCAAGCCCACUGGGGCCAAUGGCCAGGUGCCCGAGGAUGAGAGGUGGGCCCGUGAUCGCGUAGGUUGGGCGCCUCGAUUUGGACCCGGAAGUUUCGUCGAAGGCGACGAGGAGGAGGUCAGCAUGCUCGAUCAUCAAACUUGGGUUGAGAGUAAACUGCCGGACAAGUUCUACGGUGACUGGUAUCACAACACGGCUGUUAUCAUCUUUGCAUGUUUAGCUUCAUGGCUCAUUGCGGUUAUUGGCGGUGGGUUGGCCUGGGUCAUUCUCGUCAUGGUCGUAUGCGGUACGUAUUACCGUACCUCACUGCGACGAGUGAGGCGCAACUUUCGUGAUGAUGUGAACCGAGAAAUGGCCAAGCAACGGCUCGAGACGGACCACGAAAGUCUCGAAUGGAUAAACAGCUUCAUGGUGAAAUUCUGGCCGAUUUAUGCGCCCGUUCUCUGCGACACUAUCAUUGCUUCCGUCGAUCAAGUACUGAGUACCUCCACGCCCGCAUUCUUAGACAGCAUGCGUAUGAAGACGUUUAUUUUGGGAACGAAACCCCCUCGAUUGGAGCACGUCAAGACCUAUCCCAAGGCCGAAGACGAUGUUGUUCUCAUGGACUGGAAAUUCAGUUUUACGCCAAAUGAUGUCGCCGACAUGACGGCUCGGCAGAUCAAAAACAAGAUUAAUCCCAAGGUCGUCUUGGAAGUCCGCGUUGGUAAAGCAAUGGUCAGCAAAGGCUUGGAUGUCAUUGUGGAAGACUUUGCCUUUUCAGGCUUGAUGCGGGUCAAGGUCAAGCUCCAGAUCCCCUUCCCGCACAUUGAAAAGGUCGAAAUCUGCUUUCUGGAACGCCCUACCAUUGACUACGUCUGCAAGCCUCUAGGCGGUGAUACGUUUGGGUUUGACAUCAAUUUCAUUCCUGGUUUGGAAAGCUUCAUUAUGGAGCAGGUCCAUGCCAACUUGGGGCCUAUGAUGUAUGAUCCGAACGUCUUCCCGAUUGAGAUUGCCAAGAUGCUGGCUGGAAACCCUAUUGACCAGGCUAUUGGAGUUGUUGCCAUCACCGUGCAUGGCGCAUUUGGGUUGAAGAACCCUGACAAGUUUUCUGGCACUCCUGACCCUUACUGCGUGGCUUCCUUGAACGGCAGAACCCCUCUUGGAAAGACGAAGAUUGUAAAGGAGAAUGCAAACCCGCGAUGGAACGAGACCCUAUAUGUCAUCAUCACUUCACUUUCCGACAGCUUGACGCUGCAGGCGUUCGAUUUCAAUGAUUAUCGCAAGGACAAAGAGCUUGGCACGGCCACGUUUGCUCUCGAUCAGCUGGAGGCUCAACCUGAACACGAGAAUUUGCAACUUGAAGUGAUGGCAAAUGGCAAACAUCGCGGUGCCAUUCAAGCUGACGUUCGUUAUUUCCCUGUUUUGGGGGGCGCUAAGCUCGAAGAUGGAACAGAGCAACCUCCCCCAGAGUCAAACACUGGGAUUGCCCGAUUCACCAUUGAGCAAGCCAAGGAUCUUGAUGGAACGAAGAGUUUGAUUGGACAGCUCAAUCCGUAUGCAGCACUGUUAUUGAAUGGCAAAGAAGUUCACGUAACCAGAAAGCUCAAGCGGACGAACAACCCCAUCUGGGACAAUGGUUCAAAGGAAUUUCUUGUUACUGAUCGGAAAUCGGCUCGGCUUGGUCUCGUCAUAAAGGAUGAUCGAGAUUUGGCCACUGACCCCGUUGUAGGCAUGUACCAAAUCAAAUUGGAUGACAUGAUUACGAUGAUGGAAAAGGGACAAGAGUGGUACAACUUGUCUGGAGUAAAGACUGGUCGCGCCAAGAUGUCACUUCAAUGGAAGCCCGUUGCUUUGAAGGGUGAUCUUGCUGGUUCGGGUGGCUAUGUGACCCCAGUUGGUGUCAUGCGUCUCCAUCUCAAGGGCGCUCGAGACUUGCGCAACCUUGAGACCAUGGGCAAGUCUGACCCAUAUGUUCGUGUUCUACUUUCCGGCAUCGAAAAGGGAAGAACGGUCACGUUCAAGAAUAACCUCAAUCCUGACUGGGAUGAGGUUAUCUACGUGCCUGUGCAUUCUACCCGCGAACGCCUGACGUUUGAUGUCAUGGAUGAGGAGACCCUUGGCAAAGAUCGCUCACUAGGUUCCACCGACAUCUCUGUCGGCGAUUUCAUGUCUCAGGCCGAAAAUGGGGAAUAUCUGACGCACGACAAGAAAGAACCUCGGUCUGAACUUUUGCGUUUGCAAGGUAAGGGCGUGCCUAAAGGCAAGCUCAAUUUUACGGCCGCUUUUUACCCGUGCUAUAAUGUUGUUGAUCCCGAAGAGGAAGAAAAGGAGAAGAAGGAAAAGCAGGACGAACAAAAGGCACAGGAAAACGGCACCAACGGCACCAAUGGCACCAGCAGCACCGAAGGAAGAAAGAGCUCUGAAAAGGACGCAGUCACUCGCGAGAAUGAGAAAGACAAGAAGGCUGGGACCAUUGACACCAAUCUUGCCAAGAUGCUCGAUCAAGACGAAAAGGCAAGCGACGAGCCCAAGGAAGCACCAAAGAUUCGUGUAAACGCCGAAGAGCUUCAAAAUUAUGAGUCUGGCCUUAUCGUCUUCAAGUUGAUUGAGGCACAACUCUCAGAGGCUAAUGUUCACGUGGAAAUUUUGAUGGAUGAUAUGGCCUUCCCGUCUUACACUUCCUCACGGGCUACGACCAGGAAGAUGACUUUUAAUGAGACUGGCGAGGCUUUCGUCCGAGAAUUGGACUUUUCAAAGAUCACUUUGAGACUUCGCGAGAAGAUUGACAAGAAGGGCGAAGGGGACAAGGGUGACCACAUUGUUGCCAAGCUUCAAGGAAACACAAUUGACACGCUUCGGCGUUGCCUAUACAAGCCGACGACUCUAACAUUGAAAGACUCAAACGGCGGUUCCAGCCAGAUCACUGUUUUGCUCAAGUACAUUCCGGUCAAAAUGCACCUUGAUCCUAGCGAGAGUAUUAACAACAUGGGUAACCUCCGUGUCGAUGUUCUUGAUGCUGCUGAUCUUCCUUCGGCCGACCGCAACGGAAAGAGUGACCCGUACUGCAAGUUCAUGCUUGACGGAAAGGACGUCUUCAAGACCAAGGUUCAGAAGAAAACACUUCACCCAGCAUGGAACGAAUUUUUCGAGGUCCCUGUGAAAUCGCGGAUUGCUGCAAACUUCAAGGUCACUGUUUACGAUUGGGAUUUUGGUGACAAGGCCGACUUCCUCGGCGCGGCAGAUAUUAAUCUUGAUAUGCUGGAACCUUUUACGCCGCAGGAGAUCAGCCUCGGGCUCGAUGGCAAAUCGGGUACGAUACGGUUGAAGCUCCUCUUCAAGCCCGACUAUGUUACCCGCUCGCGUCAAGGCUCGUCAACGUUUUCUGGAACAUUUGCCGCGCCCGGCAAGAUUGUCGGUGCUCCCGUCAAAGGCGUUGGCAUGGUUGGCGGUGGUGUCGUCAAGGGCGCGUCGUUCUUGACUCGAGGCAUUCGCGGCAAGAAGAAGAGCGAUGACGGCAACGGCGUGGAUGGGGCCAUGGAAGAUGGCGCAAUUGCCGACUCUAUCGAAGUCCCUGACUCUAUCCAGGAGAAAGAUGCUGGCGCUGUAGCGAAUAGCCAGAAUGAUGGCGGUUCUAUGAGCUCGUCUCACCACCGUGUGCGCAGCGUUGGUCAGCAAUCCAUGCGAGCAACUACGCCUGGUGGCGGUGAACAGGGAUCUGCUAGCUUCACCAUCCUGUCUGCAUCCGGAUACCCUCCCGGCGCUCACGUCCGCGUGCACAUUAAGCAAGUCUCGGCCAAGGGUGCUAAAGAUAUACACAAGACCAAGGCAAUCAAGUCGAGCUCAGGCCAAGUCCAAUGGGACCACGAGGCAUUCAAUGUCAACUGCGCGGCUGACACGCAAUUUCAGGUGCAAGUCAAGGACCACGGAUUGUUCGGCUCCGGCGACGAUCUGGGCGAGGCCUUGUUCUUCAUUGAUGAUUCUGCCUCUGGCGGUGAAAAGAUUGUGAAGGCUGGUAGCGGCAGUGUCACACUCCGAACCAACUUUACCUCUGCUGACGGCGCAAGCGUCAACUCCAGCCCAAAGAGCACGCGUAAGAGCUUCUUGGGAUCAAGAAAGUGAAAGAUGGUUGUGUCUGUCAUCGGCAGUGAACUCCUAAGGGGAAACCACAUUGAUGGCACGUCGAAUUGUCUAACGCUUGGCACUUGAGUUUCUACCACUAAUCAUGAUAUGUAAUCUCGUGGCCCCAUGCCCUUUUCCAAUUUUUUUUUCUACCGUCUUAUUUCCUUUUGGCUCUUUAUUUAUUUAUUUGUCUCACUAUACCUCAUACCUUAUUCUUACUUUUAUCCAUUAUUCUCAAGGAUGGAACGACCAUUAGCUUAAUUUGCAUGAAUGACAUCAAUUUGAUGUCAUAUGUCGCUAUGUUCUUUCUGUGAUGCUAAUCAUCAAGGGAAGAGUUCAAUAUAUGCCGAAUAAUGCUCAUGAUUUAUUAUAUUACAGGUGUCUGCUUAGUAUAAAAGAUGCAGUG
Xylona heveae TC161 is the source of this 4846-nucleotide messenger RNA. RefSeq names its product membrane bound c2 domain-containing protein. The transcript has 7 exons. Lineage: Eukaryota; Fungi; Ascomycota; Xylonomycetes; Xylonales; Xylonaceae. The record is from RefSeq and is a predicted model, not a curated record. Gene Ontology annotation, molecular function: lipid binding. Bases 1 to 4440 code for a protein of 1479 amino acids.